CGUCGCCAGCGAUUUGACGCGUGAUAGGAGACGAUUAACGCGCGCGGAGCAAAGCAGCAGCAUGAGCAUAUCGAGCGCGGGGAGAAUGGCGGGCGUGUCGGGUUUGAUGUUGAGGGCGUCGUACUGGACUCUCAAGGGGUCCAAGUGGACUCUUUGGGUGUCUAUACCUAGAGCUUGCCGAGAAGUGCAUCGAGGGAGAUCUGUCCGAGGGCUUAUGCGCGUUCCUGCGUCGAGCAUGGCGGUAUGCGCGACGGAGUCAUCCACAGUCGAUGCGAAGAGCGAAAGUGCGAGCACAAAUGAGGAUCCUACAGUACGGGGUCUUUCUCCAAGGGCAGAGAUUCGAUGGCGCUUUGAUUCGCGCGCGAAGGUUUCGGGGCGUUGCUGGCGGGGACGAGGCCGACAUAGCGAGACAAGUCGAGCGCGGCAAAUGGUCGAUGCCGGUGAGGUUAAUUCAGGGUCUCCCACUGCGGAAAGCUCGGGCGCCACGCGUGAUGGUGCAAUAGAUUGCUGCAGCGACGCCUGGCCCGCCAGUACGGAGAUAACCAGUGUGAGAGAAAGACGAAGGUAGAGACUGACUUUUUCCUAGCAAAGUUCUAGCCGGUAGGUAUCGUAAGACCGGAGCCAGCACCCCGAACUAUGAAGUGCGCAGGCGUAGAAUUGGGGAAGGCGAACAGCAUCGUUGAGUCUGGAAACGAAGAAGUGGCGCGCCGCCUGCGCGCAAGAGUUGUAAGAUGGACUGGUAUUGUCCGUGGUUGUUGGCAAUUAUGGGCCCUGCUAUAUGUUGCCUGCUUUUGAGGAAGGAGACGAAUAUUAGACGAAGACGAUGAGCGAUCCGGCCUUUGGAUACUUUGAUGUAAGGCGCUCCAAGGUUAUAGAACUGCUGCAGCAGCUUCCGAAGACAAGACCGAGCGUUGGCGCCCAGUCC
Molecule: messenger RNA, 925 nt
Organism: Schizophyllum commune H4-8
Lineage: Eukaryota; Fungi; Basidiomycota; Agaricomycetes; Agaricales; Schizophyllaceae
Exons: 2
Coding region: 86-568 (160 amino acids)
Source: RefSeq, a predicted model, not a curated record